CCUUGCUCUGUUAGGGUGUGUUAAUCUUCCUACCCAGCAGCCUGUAAAGAGACAGCUUGCCUGCUCCAUAGAGGAAGGGAAAAACAGAGGACCCACUGACUUGAAUUCCUAAACCAUUUUGCUGAAGCCACGAGGACCCCAUUCCCUGGUGAUUCCUUGCACUGACCAGACUGCGUGAUCCUCCCAAACACCAGCACACCAUGGCCAAGAGAGUUGCUGUGAUCGGCUCUGGCGUGAGCGGACUGACCUCCAUCAAGUGCUGCCUGGAUGAGGGACUGCAGCCCACCUGCUUCGAGAGAAGCAACGACAUCGGGGGGCUCUGGAGAUUCAAAGAAAAGGUAGAGGAAGGCAGAGCCAGUAUCUACCAAUCUGUAUUCACCAAUUCCUCCAAGGAGAUGUCGUGCUUCAGUGACUUUCCGAUGCCAGAACACUUUCCAAACUUCCUGCACAACACCAGAUUCCUGGAAUAUUUGAAACUGUACGCAAAGCGCUUUGAUCUUCUGAAAUACAUCAGGUUCAAGACCACAGUCAUCAGUGUAAGAAAAUGCCAGGAUUUCUCUACCACCGGCCAGUGGAUUGUUGUCACCGAGAGUGAUGGAAAGCAAGAAUCCACCAUGUUUGAUGCCGUUAUGGUGUGCAUGGGUCACCAUAUAGAAUCCUUUAUCCCAGUGCAGUCGUUUCCUGGUAUUGAAAAAUUCAAGGGCCAAUAUUUCCACAGCCGGGAGUACAAGAGCCCCGAAGGAUUUCAGGGGAAGACGGUCGUGGUGAUUGGAAUGGGGAACUCUGCAUCGGAUAUUGCCGUGGAGCUCUGUCAGAGAGCCAAACGGGUGUUCAUCAGCACCAGAGGAGGCUCAUGGGUAAUGAGCCGUGUCUACGACGACGGCUACCCUUGGGACACUGUAUUUCACACCCGAUUUAGCAAUCUGAUCAGAAGUGUCCUGCCUUGGCCCCUUUUGAAACGGGUGUAUGAACAGAAGAUGAACCAAUGGUUUAACCAUGAAAACUAUGGCUUGGUACCUCAGAACAGAGCCCUGAUGAAAGAGCCAGUGUUCAAUGAUGACCUUCCAAGCCGCAUCCUCUGUGGCAGCGUGGUGGUGAAGCCCAUUGUGAAGGAGUUCACCGAAACUGCUGCCAUCUUUGAAGAUGGGACUAUGGAGGAGAACGUGGAUGUUGUCAUCUUUGCCACUGGCUACAGCUUCUCGUUCCCCUUCCUGGAGCAGUCAAUCAUCAAAGUGGAAAACAACGAGGUCGCGUUGUACAAACAUGUCUUCCCCCCUACGCUGGAGAAGCCAACGCUGGCUGUCAUUGGCCUCAUACAGCCGCUUGGGCCCAUCAUGCCAAAUGCAGAGCUGCAGGCUCGCUGGGCUACAAGAGUCUUUAAAGGGCUGACUGAGCUGCCCUCCGAGAACACCAUGAUGACGGACAUUGUCAAGAGGAAAGAGAAGAGGAUCAAGUGGUUUGGUACCAGCCGCAGCCAGACAUUGCAAACCGAUCACAUUGAAUAUCUGGAUGAGCUCGCCGAGGGCUCAGAUGCAAGACCCAGAAUCCUUCCGCUGCUUCUGAAGGAUCCCAAACUGGCCCUGAUGAUUUACUUUGGCCCCUGCAGCCCCUUCCAGUUCCGCUUGACCGGCCCUGGGAAGUGGGAUGGAGCCAGAAAUGCCAUCCUGACCCAAAAGGCACGGAUCAUCAAACCCACAAGAACACGAGUGGUGCACGACUCUUCAAACAACUACCUGGUUUCAUAUUUGCUUAAAAUCUUUGGUCUCAUUGCUCUCUUUGCUGCAAUUUUUGUUAGUCUCCAGUAGUCCUGAGCUCUGUCCUAUGUCAGGUCUCAGCAAUGUGAUGUGAUGCUCUGCCCUCUAUAGAAGUCUUUCCCUUAAAAAAUAACAACCUCCUUGCCAUAUACCAGUCCAUGGGUCUGAUCCAGAGAGGUGCUGAGCAUCUGCAGCUGCUGACUGGCACUAACUAACAUUGUGGCUGCUCAUCAUCACUUUUUAAAAUCGGCCCAUUUGAUUGGAGCUCUCUAGCAAAGCUAUGGGUUUAGGUCAGACUAGAUGGUUGGGUGGUCCCUUCUGGGCCUAAACUCUGCUCCCAUUUCAAUUAACAUGAGGUUGUGUUACUAAAUCCCUUAGGCAGCUUCACUUUGAUCUGUUGAUUUGGGCUCUGUUUAAAUGCCGAGGGCUUGUCUAUACACAAAAGUUGUACCCCUUUGACUGUACUGAUAUCAUUUUACCAGUACAAGCCUCAGCGUUGACAUGACUUUAAUGAAAUAAGGCACCUUUUAUGCCACUAUUGCUGCUUCCUAUAUAUGGGAAGGGGAAUAAUCUAUACUGUUAUAACUGCCUCCACACUGGGGGUUGUACUGGUAUAACUAUUUUAGUAAACAGUUGCUCCCUUACCCAACAUAGUUAUACUGGUACAAAAGCUGGGAGUAGACUAGGCCUUAGUGUGAGAGACUGUUUCUGUUACUCCAAACCUCCCCAUUUCAUAUUUGAAAGCAAGAUCUGAAAUGACAGUAGGGGCAGAAACACAGACCAGUUUUUGCAAGCCAGCAAUUACAGACCAGGCCCUAUCAAUAUCUGUACAGACCAGGGCUUAUCAAUAUCUGUAAAGUGUGCUGUGUCCUUCUCCCUGCAAUGCAAGAAAGUGAGGCCUACCUUCUAAAGUUUCGAACUGUACAUUUAGUUUGGACCUAGAGUUGGACCUGAAGUGGAGCCUCAAUCAACCCCAGCCAACUUCAAUCAACCCAGUCAAGAAAUCUCAGUCCACCCCAGUACUGAAAGAGGCUGGGUGGAGUUUUCAGAAGCACUCAGCUUUGGCCUAACUCUCUUCCCACCGAAGUCAAGGAUAAAACUCCCUUCCUGCACAAGCUAACUUCUCAAAGGCCUCACAAUCCAGGGCUGACGUCUUGGGAGUUCAGAGACACAACUGAAGCUCAACUUCCACUUCAACCCCCAUUAGCUUUGUCUGUCAUGAAACACCUCAUUGACCAACAUACCAGGCGGCCCUCAUCACUGCAGCUCUCCAACACUUAGACAAACCAUUCGUGGGACUUACAGGGUAGCAAACCUGCCAAAUGCAUGGUGGGUGGGAUAACUCUUGUAAUCUAUUCUGGCCUUUCCAUGAUUCGUGCACAAUGUUGCCAGUUACUUGGCCUGCUGGGUAACUUGCUUCUUGUUUCCUGAGAAAAGAUACAACAACAGCUUGAGUCACUCAUCAACUAGCCUGUUAAUAAAAGGCCAGAUUCUCAGUUGAGAUAAACGGUAUCUGGCCCAAAGCCAUGGCAAAAGCUGUAUUUUUGUUAGUGUUGCAUUACUGAUUCUAUAGUCAAGACUGAGAUGGGAGGUUUUUUUCAGUACAAAUUUCUAUCUUUGGUUUCUCAUAAUGAAUUGUUUUCAGGCUCAGACUUGGCAAACUCCCAACUCAGUCUGAAAACAUAUUUUUGGCAAGCUUCAGAAAUGUCAGUUUGAUCUUUUUGUUUGUUUGUUUUUGUUAAUUACAGGAACAUAAAACACAAGUUCAUGUGAGUUCAAGAUGCAUCUUGAGAGACUCUAGUAAUUGAAAGCACUUGGUUUUAAAUGUAAAGACAGGGCUGGUGCAACCAUUUAGGCAAACUAGGCGGCCGCCUAGGGCGCCUAGUGGUUGGGGGCGCCUAAAAGCCCGCUCAGGCGGGGAGGUGGAGUGGAGGUGAGCUGGGGCGAGGGGGGAGCGCAGGGAGGGCCGCCCGCAGUAACGGGGGAGGGGGGCACACAGGGGAACCAGUCCCCGCCCAAGAUCACCUCCACUCUGCCUCCUCCGCUGAGCACACAGCCCCCGUUCUAAGUCUCCUCCAAUCGGCGCCGCAAGCCUGGGAGGGGAGGAGAAUUAGAGUGGCGCUGCGUGCUCAGCGGAGGAGGCGGAGCCAAGGUGAACUGGAGUGGGCUCCCCAAGCGGGGUUAGCUGCCGCGGUGGGGGCUCCCCAGGCAGGGUUAGCUGCUGUGGAGGCGGGCUCCCCGGGCGGGGUUAGCUUCCGUGGAGGGGGGUCUCCCCGGGCGGGGUUAGCUUCCGUGGAGGGGGGAUAGCUGCUGCGGGGGAGGGAGCUCCCAGGAUGGGGGGGGCGCAAGGUGGAAGUUUUGCCUAGGGCGUGAAACUUCCUUGCACCGGCCCUGUGUAAAGAGAUGUGUGGUUGGUGCUUAUCAAGGGGCCCAAUUGUUUUGAUUGUCUUAAAGAAAUACACAAAUUUUUAAACUGACUGAUGCCUACACCUGAUGGUUGAUGUAUGUGCAGUUUUGUAAUAUUCAUGGUACUGCCAAUAACACUUUCACAGUGCUAACAAAAUACUGAUUUCCAAACAGCUGCUAUUCAUGAUUAUAUGCUUAGAGCCACCUUCUAGACUAUAACGCUCAUUGGCUUUGACAGAUUUUUAUGCUAUUUUUAUGAUAUAUGAAAGGAGGGAGACAGGUGUUGGAAAAGUUGUUAGAUUAGGAGAGGGACGGAAAAGUUUUUGAGACCAUCAUAAGUGCAACACAUUAUAGGUAUAUAAUUUCUAUGGUGCUUGCAUAACUUUUACAUAUCGUCUUCUGGGCCCUGGUGGAAAGGGACUGAAGCCUAUGAAAUGGGAAAGUAUUUGAUGGUGUAUCUUUUUUCCUUAGUGUUUGAGGGAAUUCAGUGUAAAAACUCUUAGUGCCACAUAUGAGAUUUUAAAACCACCAAAUUCAGGAAGUUAAGAACUACAGUUUCUACAGUAACUUUGCCCUUAUCCACGCAGCAAAUUACCAUAGCUGCUGGAACUAGGGGUGCUGCUGCACGCUCUGGCUUGAAUGGUUUCCAUUAUAUCCAGGGUUUACAGUUUGGUUCAAUGGGUCUCAGCUCCUCCUAUAAAUUGUUCCUGCCCCCCUGCAAGUUACACUACAUUUAACUAAAAGUGUGAAUUUAAACUGACUUAAUAAAACUGGAGCUAGCUUCUGUAUGGAACCUCUUUUAAGAGCGACUUAGUUCAGUUCAGUUUAAAUGAAUUAGGAAAAAGCUAACAGGCUGAAGCUAACCUAAACUAGGCACCCUUAAAGUUCACUAAGGGGAUUGCAAUAGUUUCACUAAACUGGUUUAAUUAAGCCAUUUCCAGUUUGUGGGUAGACCAGGCCUUUCACUCUGCCACUUGAAGCUAUGCAGUAAAGUAGAAGGUUUCAUUAUAGGAUCACAUGAUACUAACUAAUUGCAUUAAUAAUAAGCACAGACUUGGGAAGGGUGUGGAAGGGAAACACAUACUGCCUUCUUAUCAAGGUAGCUUUACUCUAGGAACAAAAACUUGCUUCUCUAACACACUGUUCCUGCUAAUACCAAUGCCCAUCAGGUGGUAUACCUGACCUGUUGCGAGCAGCCAGGUCUCUAUUGAUGUACUACAUAACAAGCAAUAAAAUGAAUUCCUGUGA
Molecule: messenger RNA, 5408 nt
Organism: Malaclemys terrapin pileata
Lineage: Eukaryota; Metazoa; Chordata; Testudines; Emydidae
Product: dimethylaniline monooxygenase [N-oxide-forming] 2-like
Exons: 9
Coding region: 201-1805 (534 amino acids)
Molecular function (GO): flavin adenine dinucleotide binding; N,N-dimethylaniline monooxygenase activity; NADP binding
Source: RefSeq, a predicted model, not a curated record